AUGAACAUCCGACCUCCGACGAGGCCGCAGUCUUUCCUGCGAGCCAUCGUUAGACAAUCUCAGUUCCAAUGUCGCCGCGAACAUACCGCCCCGAAAGACUGGAAGCUCCUCAAGAGUCCGUCAUGGCAGAAUCAAUCGAAAAAAGAAGUCUUUGACAAAUAUGGUGUACCUGGGUUCCUGGAACAGAAGGUUUUCCAUGAGACCUAUCAGAAAUACAUCGAGCAUCUUGCCAGUCGGUUAAAUGAGUUUGUAGCAGGCACCGCCGACGAAGGCGCCUCCGCCGACGACCUACACAAACGGUACGCCCAUGUCGCCUCCAAGGCGGCGCUGUACAAUCAUGCCGCCAUGGCAAUCCACACACAGUUUUUCUUCGAAGGAUUAGCGCACGCACCAGCGUCCGCCAUCCCUCGCGUCCCCGGGAUCAACACGAAAAAAGCCAUCGAAACACACUUCGACUCGCUAGAUCAACUGCGCAGCGAGUUUCUCGAGACGGCCGACUCGCUCUUCGGCAACGGCUUCGUCUGGCUGAUGCUGCUGCGCGACGGCGGCGGCCUCGGCAUCCUUGCCACCUACAACGCCGGCUCCCCUUGGCCCGGCGCUGCCCCUCGCCGCGACCACCGCGACAUGGCCAACAUCGAUGCCCGCCAGCUGGCUGACGAGCUUCAGGACCCACGCCGCAGCACCGCCGGCUCCUACAGCAAUGGUGUGUCGCAGGGGACGGCCGGUUCGUUCGGAGAUUUCAGCGCCAACCGCGUACGAUUCUUCGAGGGCCAUUUGGAUGCCGAGCCGCUGCUGUGCGUCAAUCUGUGGCAGCACCAGUGGAUCCCAGACUUUGGGCUAUUUGGGCGCAAGGACUACCUGACCGCGUGGUGGGACACGAUCGAUUGGGGCGUGGUGGAGAACCGGCUGUCGCUUGCUGGUCCGGUCAAUGACUCGAGACUGCGGCCGUCGCAGUAUGAGCCCUUGAUGAACAGAUUCCAACAGGAUCGCCCCGUGGUAUAA
Exophiala bonariae is the source of this 1002-nucleotide messenger RNA. RefSeq lists its product as uncharacterized. The transcript is spliced from 3 exons. Bases 1 to 1002 code for a protein of 333 amino acids. The record is from RefSeq and is a predicted model, not a curated record. NCBI's taxonomy places the organism in Eukaryota, Fungi, Ascomycota, Eurotiomycetes, Chaetothyriales, Herpotrichiellaceae. Gene Ontology annotation, molecular function: superoxide dismutase activity; metal ion binding. Gene Ontology annotation, biological process: superoxide metabolic process.